Molecule: messenger RNA, 877 nt
Organism: Setaria italica (foxtail millet)
Lineage: Eukaryota; Viridiplantae; Streptophyta; Magnoliopsida; Poales; Poaceae
Exons: 1
Coding region: 383-703 (106 amino acids)
Source: RefSeq, a predicted model, not a curated record
AGAUUCGGGCCUUUGAAAAAAGACCACAGACGAUUUGGGCCUUUCCGCUCGGCCAUUCGAAAAAAGAGCUUAGACGUAUAUUGGGCUUGACAUUCCGGCCUACGGCCCGUAAGCUCCAACUCAAGCCGAGCACCCACCAGGCCACCACCAAUCCACCAGCUUGUCUCCCUACACAAGUGUGAAGCGUCUCGAACUCUAGUGAAUUCGUGAUCCAUCCCCAAAUCCGAGCUCUCGAGAAAAUUCCUCUCCUCCCCCCACUCUCCCGAGAGACAAUCCGCCUAGAGCCCCAAACCCCUUCAAAAUCCCCAACCACCUCGAACCGAACCAGCUAAUCGAAGCGAGAUCGAUCAAGAGUGGACGAUAGGAAGCGGGAUCCGGCAGGAUGUUCUUCUUCUUCGUGGGCGGCGUGGAGCAGGGCGCCGGCCGGGCGCUCAAGGAGGCGGCGGGGCGGUGCCUGCGGUGCGGCGGCACGGCGGACCUGGUGGAGACGGAGAAGGUGCUCAAGCUCUUCUUCGUCCCCGUCUGGCGGUGGCCCGGGAAGGACCCCGCCUACCUCUGCCGCGAGUGCGGCCUCCUCGCGCCGGGUUCCCUCGGCGCCGAGCCGGGCCCGUCGCUGCUGCCCCGGGAGGCCCGGUGCGGCGCGUGCAGCCGCGCCGUCGACCCGCAGUUCCGGUUCUGCCCCUUCUGCGGCUCCGCGCUCUGAAACGUUUCCGCCCGCGGGCGCCUGGAGAGCAGAGGUGGAGGUGACUGACGCUUGCAAGUUGCAACUCGCCAUAUGUUUGUACUGAUCAUUUUGUUUGUGUGGAAAGUAUGCAUGUAAUAAAUCACAAGUUUGCCAACGAAAUAAAGGAAAGCAUCCCAUCAUGUUUGUAGUUUA